AUGAACGUCAUGGACCAAAUGGCCGUCAACCAGAACCGGUCACUGUUCGAAAAGUACGGUAUCCCCCUAGCCGAUAUCGACUUCGACUAUGUGAAGACUUGCGAGGAUCCGAAAUUAUUGAAACGCAUCAUUAAAAUAUUGGAAUCUGGAGAAGAAGGAUUUUAUCCUGCACUAUUGAGGGCAACUGAAACUCGUUUACGCCAAAUUAAACCAGAUGCUUCAAUAUUGAAUAGAAAACUUUGCUUUGCUCAAAAGUCUUCUGAUCUAUCAGUAAACAAAGAUUAUGAUGAUGAACUUAAUGAUGUGACUAAUUGGAUAAAAAAAGCAAAUCAACAAGAAAAAGAAUUGUCAUCUGUAAGGCAAAACUCAAAAAGCCUCAUGAAUGGUCACAGUGAACCACCCGUUCGAAGAUCUAUUGAUUUAACAUCAAUGUUCAAUAGUGAAAAGCCUGAACAGGAAUUAUCAAUGCACAAAAAAUCUAGUGUAAAACAUGAACCAUUGGGAGCCUCAUAUUCUAAAUGGGAUAAAUAUGAUCCUGAUGUCGAAAUAAUGAAGUUGGAUAACAAAGAAAAGAUUGACAAGUUACAAGCGCAUAAGAAAAAAAAUAUGAAUUCAAAUUGUUUGUCAGUUGGAUUGAAUGAUUCAAAAAGUUUUAAUGAUAGAGUUAAAUCUAUGAAGAAUUAUGUAGAUACAAUGUCUAAAUGUGGUACAUUUAAACCUCAAGACUUGGCUAUGCGAGAAAAAGAACUGGGAAAUGAAUGUUUUAAAUCAAAUGAUUACGAAGAAGCGAUUUGUCAUUACAAUACUAGUAUUAGUAUUCAUUCAACACCUGAAGCAAGAAACAAUCGUGCUAUGUCCUUUAUAAAAUUGAAAAAACAUGAAAAAGCAUUGGACGAUUUAAGAGAAGUGAUUGAAAGUGACCCAAGAAAUAUAAAAGCACAUUAUCGAAGAGGGUCAUGUUAUAAAGCUAUAUCCAUGUACUGCUUAGCAUUAAGAUCAUUUGAAUUCACAUUAAAGUAUGAUUGUAACAAUGUAAAUGCUCUCAAUUCUGUAAAAGAAUUAAAAAAUACAAUUACAAAUAUGCAUCCAAAAAAAUUAAUUAGAGUUCGUGAAAUAACUAGGCACUAUGAUGAAACUGUAUGGGAUAUAGAAGACCCAUUCCACGUGUCUUACAUGGAACUUUCUGAGUUAAGCAAAGACAGUGUUGAAUAUGUUUAUGAAGCCGAUUCUUUUGGAUGUUUAACAGAAUGUGUUUGUCAAUUGUGUCCAUGGCACGAGUGGCAGCAGCGUAAAAAAAAAUGGGGUCGUCACAAAAUGUUUAAAAAUGAAGGACCAAGAAAACGUUGGCAAUUUUUAACACCUGAUAUUGUGCCUGUAUUAUUGUCUACGUCUUUAGCUCCAGAAACUCAAAAACCGAAAAGAAUGAACGUUAUUGAAAUCAACUCUGCUAAAAUAAAUGGUCAUCAUAAUCCAACGAAAAUUUGCAAUAAUGGAAUUAACUCAGCUAAAAUGAAUGGUCAUUAUAAUUCAAAGAAAAUGAAUGGUAAAGAAAUCAAUGGAAUUGAUAAAUCUCCCUGUAAAAAUUGUGAUAACAACGAAAUAAAUAUAAAACCAGUUUCUAAUGUUCAAGAAUUUUUACAAACCUGGAAAAUAGCCAGUCAAAAAAAUAAUUAUGAAUUAUAUCAUAAACUUUUGCGGAGUAUUAAACCAAAAGAUUUACCUAGGGUUAUAAGUACGAAUUUGGAUGAAGAAAUCAUGUCUAAGUUUUUGGAAACCCUAAACCAGAAAUUUGAUCCUAAUCAUGAAUUAGAUCUUAUUGUAGAAUACUUAACAGCCAUGACCAAAGUUAAUCGCUAUAAUCUUAUUGCAAAGAUGUUAGACAACAAAGUUAAAGAAGGUAUCCAACCACUAAUAGAUCGUGUUCAUCGCCAUAUAAAUAAUAAUUUGUUCUCAUCAUUAUUAUGAUUUUUAACUUGUAUCAAUGAUGUGUUACUCUAUUUGAGUGAAUAAUUUCAAGAUAAUGUUCCACUUUUUAUGACACAAAGUAUGUUGUAUUGCGGUCUAUGCGUUUUUGUUGUCCAAGAAUUUAAAAAAAAAAAAUGUUUAAAUAAAUAAUAAAAAAAAAAAAAAAUGUAAUUUCAAAU
Messenger RNA from Rhopalosiphum maidis (corn leaf aphid), 2144 nucleotides. RefSeq lists its product as uncharacterized. NCBI's taxonomy places the organism in Eukaryota, Metazoa, Arthropoda, Insecta, Hemiptera, Aphididae. Gene Ontology annotation, cellular component: cytosol; mitochondrion. Gene Ontology annotation, molecular function: heat shock protein binding. The record is from RefSeq and is a predicted model, not a curated record. The transcript has 12 exons. Bases 1 to 1965 code for a protein of 654 amino acids.